Messenger RNA from Gadus macrocephalus (Pacific cod), 6751 nucleotides. RefSeq names its product pleckstrin homology domain containing, family A (phosphoinositide binding specific) member 3 (gene plekha3). The transcript is spliced from 16 exons. Gene Ontology annotation, cellular component: trans-Golgi network; recycling endosome; early endosome. NCBI's taxonomy places the organism in Eukaryota, Metazoa, Chordata, Actinopteri, Gadiformes, Gadidae. Gene Ontology annotation, biological process: endosome organization; retrograde transport, endosome to Golgi; receptor recycling. The coding region runs from base 515 to 1297 and encodes 260 amino acids. The record is from RefSeq and is a predicted model, not a curated record.
AGUAGACCAUGCUUAGUUUCCGUCUGUGAGGUAAACAGCUUGGCGAGAUGCGGGUGCAAAGUUGGACAUAAAAUAUUUAUAUCAGUCGUUAAUCCAGAAUGUGACCUACAUAUCUUCGUGAGGAUAAGCAACAGUUUGUGGUUCUCUGCUCAUUAGUACGUCAUCCUUGUGAAACAGCGUCCAUUGUCGCCGUGUGUUGACAUGUUAGUUUACAUGUUUUCCUCAUCAGCUGACGUGCAGCUCUAACCACCAUACACCAUCUGGGUUUAUAUCGUUUACCACCCAUUUUGUGUUUUAUUUAAAUCCAGUGCUGCAGAGAAAGCACAAGGGUAAAUAGGCAUUUUGGUAAAUGAUAAACACUUACAACCAGCUAACUAACAAGACCACAUUCAGGCAUGUUAGUCCAGGCAAGUUAUUGAGUCAGCCUCAACUGCUGGUGGGGAUAUUGUCCUAAAAUAAGGCUACAUCAUCUAGAUAUGGUAUGCAUGGCUUGGUAAGUUUCUGUGACUGAGCCAUGGAGGGGAUCCUGUACAAGUGGACAAAUUACAUGACAGGUUGGCAGCCUCGCUGGUUCGUCCUGGAGGACGGGACCAUCUCCUACUACGACAGUGAGGAUGACGUGGGGAAAGGAAGCAAAGGCUCCAUCAAGAUGUCCGUCUGUGAUAUCAAAGUUCAUCCUACAGACACAGCACGCCUGGAGCUGAUUAUCCCAGGAGAACAACAUUUUUACGUCCGAGCUGUCAACGCGGCAGAGAGGCAGAUGUGGCUGGUUGCGUUGGGGUCAUCUAAAGCAGGGACACUAGACAGUCAUAAACACAAAGGGCCUGACUGUAUGAAAACAAAGAUGUCUGAGCUCCGCCUCUACUGUGACCUACUUGUUAAACAAGUCCAAAGUAUUCAAUCACAGCAGAACGACAAUACAGAGACCACUCCCACAUCUGAGGCGUCUUUGCUCAGUGCGACCUGCUCCACCUUCAUCAGGACGCUAGAAGAGUGCAUGACCCUGGCCAACCACAGUCUGGCACCGGACAUCCCCCCCCUGGAGAGGACGAAGAGGUCCAUCAGUCACCCCGGGACAUAUACUUUUGACAGGUCUAAUAUAAAGGAUUCUUACGUGGCUGGAGGGCAAAGGUCAACUCCACACCGAAACCGCACUUGUUCCGACAGCUCCGUCUACGAUUCUGAACGUUUCAUGCCCGGUCUCAACGGUGACUCAUCCUCCAUCCCUGAAGAGAGAGUGGGCGGGGCUACUUUGAAGACGACACCCACUGACACAGACACCGACCUGUCGAUGUGACGGCCUGGCCGUGCGUUGGCCUCUGAUCUUGCCUACCCCCCUCGCCGGGCCUCUGGAUGCACAGUAGAACACGUAUGAACGUUGAAGAAAGACCAGGACCCAGGGCCACAGAGGGCCCCUAGAGGAGGGCCACGGGGGACUGUUAUGACGUGACGGUCCACAACCUUUCUUCCCAAAGCGAGAGAGAGAGAGAGAGAGAGAGAGAGAGAGAGAGAGAGAGAGAGAGAGAGAGAGAGAGAGAGAGAGAGAGAGAGAGAGAGAGAGAGAGAGAGAGAGAGAGAGAGAGAGAGAGAGAGAGAGAGAGAGAGAGAGAGAGAGAGAGAGAGAGAGAGAGAGAGAGAGAGAGAGAGAGAGAGAGAGAUCGAUCUUUGUGCAGGCUGCUCUCCAGGUACACUCAGAUAGGUGCAGAAGAUGUGAGAAUCUGCUUCUAAUGGUUGCCAUUACAUCAUCAAGGCUACAUAGUCACACAUGGUGUAGACGUGAUUGACAGCAACCAGUCAAAACUCAACUGAAUUGAAAUGUGGUCAACCAUGGCACCUAACCAAAAAUGAACCCUUACUGUAAGCCUACUCACUUAACCCAUAAGGGGGGAUGCACGCCGGACAUCUCUGCAGACAGCACUGAAGAUGUAAAACCAUCAUGAGCCGAAACACUAACUCCAAUACCUAGCCCUGAAGUUAGCCACAUGUUGAACCUGUGUACAGGAGGUAUUAUGCGAAUAUUGAAUGCGAGGUUGGAUUGAACAAUGGACAAAGGUGUUGGUCAAUUCCUCUUGAGUCAGGUGUUGUAGUCGUUUGUUGUGUGAGGUCAGUAUAGAUUAAUGGCAACAGGGGAACUUGUUACUCUGGGUGUCAUUUCUCCUUCGUUUAGUGGAGUUCAAUUGAGUGCUACAUAUUUUCCUUGGCACACAUUCAGCAAUUAGGAACCCCCUUUUCUGCCUGUAAGAGACUAUAUCUAUAUUUGUUGUGUGGAUGGUUGCCUCAGAAGAAAUGACUUUCCCUGUAUCAACACUAUCUUCAUUGCCUUUGUCUUCAGCCAAUUAGGUUAUGACACACGAUACUGAACCCCAGGGGGCGAACACUGAGAACAUCUUAAAGUUGAGAGCUAAUCGUAUUCUCCCCAAUAACCUAAUUCUGCUGGUUUUGCACUUUAGAAUAACAGAUAAAUUACAAGAAAUGGAUGGUCUGUACAUUUUGAUGGCAGUAUUGGCUGAGAUGAUGAUGGAAGAUGACACGAGGGAUAGAAGAUGUUUUCCCUAGCCAUGGUGUUAAAAGUGAAGUAUUACGCUUUCUGUUUGUCAAGUUUGCUGCAACAAACUGUAGCCGGGAGGCAGCAGCUGUGCUUGUGUAUAGCUUGAAUGGAAUUCACCUUUUGCUUUUUACAAUAAUGGCCUCAAAAACACACAUGUUGAUUUACUCUACCAGAGAGAGCUUCUGGUCACAAGAGACCUUUGAGUGUUGAAUGUAACCACGUGCAUAUGGUUUGUCAGAAUCGUAGGUCGAACCUCUUUCAAAAAUUCACAUGUUUCAGUAAUUAACACAGACAUUUGCCAAAUAAAGAUCUCAUUCAAAAUAAGGACGUUCAAAUGUAUAGUAGAUGGUGUGUUAAUGGGGGUUAGGAGCUGGGAACUUUGAUCCAGCAAGGACUGCAGAGCAAGGAGUUCUUCCUUUCAAUGUCUUCUAUCUUCGUCUAUUUUCUUUGUGUGCAUCUUUAAACUGUCCUUUCUACUCCGAGAGGGAGGAGUAAGAAAAAAUCUUAAAAUAUUUAAUACAACUAAAUAUUACAUUAAAUUUACUUUAUAGUGCUGUUGCUGUGUGGCUGAAGUUGCAUUGAGGGUGCCCUAGCUUCUCAUGUUGGUCUUUGUCACCUGAACGGCCUGUGAUUCCAUUCCUUUAAAGAUGUUGUUUGUGAUGCUCCGGGGGUGGACCAUACUGGGGAGGAUGUAGGCUUGGAAGGCUGAGUGAAAAGACACAGUAUUUCACCCUCACUCAGUCACUGUAUGUUGCUGCGGAUAAAAGAGUUAGGUAAAUGACUUAAUAGCACAUAGUAGAGGUGGUCUUGUUUACUGACACAAGGUCAUGACCUUGUGUACUGUACCAGCCAAGGUCACAAGGUCAUGAACAGACAUGCAAGUGAGUGAGUGAUUGUUGCUCCACUGUUAGUAACUUAUUUUUCAACUGUAUUAUCUUAUUUACAACCCUAUUGUGUGUGUUGGGGUACUCCAUGUUGUUCCGUUCGGCCAAACCAGAGGAGAGUGUUCUCAUGCCUUAUUAACUGUCCCCCAACGGCCCCUGGUCUAGAUUAAACCUUCAGGAGUUGGACUCUUCUUGUCUCUGUCAGAUGUGUGUGUCUGUGUGUGCAUGGCCUGCACACCUAAACCUACAUGCUAGUAACUCCCUACCCAAACACUCAUUAUUAUGGCCUUGAGAUAAGCCUUUGUUGAAAGUUUAACUGUAGGCCUUCUAACCCAAAAAAAAAGGCUUUCUUUUUACCUCUGUUUGAAAUGUCUCUGGUUUCUCAACAUUGAUUUACCCCGGCAGUGAGGGAGUCUCACGCGAGUGAUCACCAAACACACCUCAUCAUUCCCUUAUCUCACUCCUCUCCCCUACCCUCUUUCCCGUGACAAAAUCCAAUAAUAAUACACGAGCAAUGUAGUGAGACGCUUGGGAACAAGCAUGCAGGUACCAGGAAUGGGGAGGAGAGGCCCUUGGUAAACAGAGCUCUCUGAUGCGUGGCUGUGCCUGUGUGUACAAAGGGUGUGGGUAUGCACUGCCCAAUGUCUUGUGGCCGCACUACACUAACUGAUGGGAGACGUAAAAUCGUGACCGCUUUGCACCUGUCUCAAGGAGCUGACUCACCGAGACGUCAGCUGUGUGCCGGUAGAGGGAAGGAAAGGGGAAGGAUUAAGAUUGUUUUGUUCUCUCGUGUGUUCUCUAUCUUGGUAAAUAGACAUAAAGGCAUUACUGGUAUAUCUAACGUGCUACGUCACUGGAUACAUAGGGAGCCUUCUGUUUGUUGAUUGUAUUGAUGCACACACUUGUUAUCAUGCAGUCGGCGGGGGUGUCAAUCAAGCCAAAGGAACAGGUAACCGGCUGGGAGUAGUUAGGAGGAUAUUGGGUUCCGGCUCUGAGACACCUUGGAGGGUUGUCACAGGAACAAGGAUCGGACCAGACACCAAUCAGUGGCUGUCCGCUUUUCUUCUUUGCUUCAUUACAGAGGUUCUACCUCGGAGACCUUCGCUGUCUCGACAUGUCAAUAGAAGAGGACCAAAAUUGUGGAUCUGGUCUUACAGACGAUACUAAUGACGGACCCAAGGCCAAGCCGGGACCCGCCCCGGAGGUGCUGGACCUGACCCGCUGCGCCGCCUGCUAUGACCAGAAGAAGCGCUCCAUGCCUCGUCACCAUGGCGACAGCGAGUCCAGCUCGGAGGCCUCGGAUCAUGAAGAAGACUGGGACUCGGAGUCCAGCUCCAGUAGCAGCUCUGAGGCCGCCUCACGCCCCGGGGCGGAUCAGGAGGACGCGCCUGGGUCCCCUGGGUCCGGACCAGGAGCUCCAGAGGCUCUGGAGGUGCAGAACAGAGAUGUCGAGGACAUGAGGACCGUGCUGCUCUCUGCCCCGUCCCGCAGUCGCUUUCGUCGGCCUCUUUCGGUGGUUUCCACCCUUCAGCUGCAGGUGUUGCCCAGCAACCAGGGUGACGUCACAGUCUACACCCAGGCCGGGUACAGUGGCCCUGAAUAGUAUUGUCAAUUAGUGAUAAUGGAGCAUCCAAGCUGAGAAGAGCCACACCCCCUCUCUCCUCCCUUCUUCCUGUCUCCUCCCCCUCACUCUCUCUCUUGGUUCUCUCUCUCUCUCUUGGUUCUCUCUCUCCUCCCUCUCUCCCCUUGUCUCUCUCUCCCUCUGUCUCUCUCUCUCUGUCCCUUAGUCAGUAAUAAUGGAGCCCAGCAGUCCUAAGAAGCUACAGUUCGAUGUCCCCCCGCUCCAGGGCCAACUAGACCCCCAGGCCGCCGAACACAUCCGUCGCAGAAGACCAACUCCGGCCACUCUGCAGAUAUACAGACUGCCCAUUGGAACAGAUGCGGGAGGACACACUGCAAGUGGAGAGACGCAGGAUCCAGAGGCCGCUCAGAGGAAGCAGGGGACCUACGCUGCGCCCACCAUGAAAGAGCUUCAGAUGGGGGUGGAACAACAUCUUCUCGGUCCAGACGUCUGUGAGACUGACGGCCAAAUGAGUCCCAUCACAGCACAGCUUUAUGGCAGUCCUGCUCUGUGGGACAAUCACAAUGGGCCGGAGGAGGCCAAUGGGAAUGAGACAGUGCUGCUUUUGGCCAAUGAAGCGAGAGGAGUAGCAGACAGCAACAGUUCAGGGGGCAAGCAUUCCCAGCCGGACCCUUCUCUACCUGAGGAAGACCAGGACACCGCACCACCGCAAGACUGAGCGACCAGCGAUGACAUCAUCAUCAUCAUCAUCACCAUCACACUAGCUCCACCCUUCAUCAACUUAACUUUAAGGGCCACCGUCUCUGCACUGGCAGUAGAUCAGACUCCAGAUCAGCCACAAGUGCGCCAUCAUUAUUAUUGACAUAUUCAGUUUGGCCAGUAGCCAGGAGACAAUGAACUAGUUAAAAUGUACACCUUUUCUCUUUUAGAUGGAGCUACUCAUUGUGUUUAUUUUCUGUCUUGUAGAAUCGUCCCCUGUAUAUCGAAUAAAUCAAUGGGCCUAACUAUGCUGCAGGGUAGCAAACGGCCUCAAUGAUUCUACAAAGACUGACGGGAAACCAAUAAAUAUUAAGAACUACAAAGCAUUUAGUUGUGAUUGUUUUUAGAGAAUAAAUGUAGUCAACCGUGAGUUAGGGGGAAAGUGAAAGUGUGUACACACACAGCAUAUUCAUCUUUUUUUCCUGUGGCCUUUCUUGUAUUUUUUUCUAUUUAGAUAAACUAUUGUCAUAACCAUAGAAACAUGUAACAAAUAUAUACGCUUUUCUUUUUAAGUGUAAAUUACAAAUAAAUAAUUGUAUUUUUUUUUCUGCAUUUCAUAGCACGUUUAGGGAAUAUAUCCAGUGAAUGACACACUACAAUGUAAUUUUUUUUUUGGUAAUUCAAACUCAAAGAUAAACCCAUUUAUUUGUCAUUUAACUACACAUUCAGAAUCCAAGAGACAGGUUAAAAGACUGAGAAAACAGCAACCACAUCAAAUGGUAUAAUGUGUCCAUGUUUUCACCCCCUUACAGUAUACUGCAGUAGAAACAUCACACACUAUGUGUUAAGCAGGGAGAAUACAAAGGCAUGUACUCGGCUGCCCAAAAGCAGGGGUGGAAAACCUUUUUGCUAACAAUAUUGUAGUUGUACAGCGAGUACAAUGUUGAGCUACUUGUGUUUCACUUCACUUAAAUUUUUGACUUUAUUUUACUGUCCUGCUUGUAUUUUACCUGUGAAAUGUAAAAUAUUUACCAAGUC